GCCCCCCUCUCUCUCCCUCUCACUGCAUCGCAGUCGCCUCCGCUCACGCACACGCUCACACGACCGCUCGCACACGGACUCCAGCCACUUGGACGAUGCUCUGCCGGGACUUAUGGCUGCCCCUGCUGCUCGCUGCCGCCGCCCUGGGGGCCGCCCUGUCCCCUGCCACCGACAUCAACAUCAUGCAAGCUCUGCCCCUGCAGCUGCCUGAUCCCAGCCAGCCAAUCUCCUGUCCACUAUUCUGGACCGAGUUCGAGGGCCACUGUUACCGCUUCUUCCCCCUGAACCGCACCUGGGCCGAGGCCGACCUUUACUGUGCCGAGUUCUCCAACGGGGCCAGGUCUGCCAAGCUCACCUCCAUCCACAGCUGGGAGGAGAACGUGUUUGUCUAUGACCUGGUUAACAGCCGUGUUCCUGGGAUUCCCACGGACAUAUGGAUCGGCCUGCAUGACCGCAGACAGGAGGGAACCCUGGAGUGGACUGACGGCUCGCAGUAUGAAUACAGCUACUGGGAUGGGAACCAGCCAGAUGAUGGGAUCCAUCGCAUUCCCACCGAGGAGGACUGUGUGGAGAUUUGGUACCGACAGAACAGUGCUCUGAGGUCCUGGAACGACAACAGCUGUGACAGGGCCUUCCCCUUCGUCUGCAAGAUCCCCUCCCAGGACCGCUAGUCUGCCAGGGACCCCCCUGGACCCGCCCUCCUCCCCCUCCGUGACAACAGGAUCAAAGCAGGGUCACUGUCGACUUCCUCUCUACCCGGGCAGCACACUUCCAUCUGGACGCUCGAGGAACAGGGACUCCUCCGCUGCCGGUUCGCCACCCUCCCCAGCAUUCUUCCGGGCCUCAUUUCAGGCUCCGGAUUCAUCCUCAGGACUUGGCUUUCGGGCUGGAAUCCACUCGACUGUUAGCAUCACCAGCAUAUCAGCAUCAUACGGUUUUGCGAGGUUUAUAAAGUAAUGUCUCCUCAUGGCUGCGGCUCUCGCCUGGUAGGAGCCGGUGGGAGCCAGUCAGAGCCGGUCUAAGCAGAACACUGGGAAGGACCUUCAGAUUCUAGGCCGCUGGCUGUUGGGACUGCACACCCCACUGUCCGCUGAACAAUUCCUGAAUAAUUUGGAUAAGCAUCAGGAUGACUAACGAUUAUAUCAAGCACAGCGUGAUGCACUCAAAUAGCUCAGCUGGCUGCAACAGUUAUGAAAAGGCAUUUGUUUCUGCUGGAUUUCAUUUAUGGUUGUAUUAUUGUAAUGAUCCCUCCCCUUAAAGGAAAAAUCUUUUCUGAUUGGUUGCAUUUAUGGUUACGCUUUGCUGUCGAUUCCUCCCCAUUAAGGAAUACAAAGGUAACACUUGGCUUCUGGCUGUUGUCAUGUCAGUUUGCACAUUCACUUAUAGAUAGAUAGAGAUACUUUAUUUAUCCAGUAGCUUACACACAGUAUACAUACACAUAGGCGCACAAACCUAUGAGAUUCACGCACACAUACAUACUGCAACAGUACAAAUGAAAAUAACAGGAGGGCAGUGUACUAUACAGGCCUAAACACUUAAGUCCAUCACACUCCUCCCCUUCCAUGUGACGUUGAAGAGCUGUAUGGCACUAGGGACAGAUUAACUAAUCCAGUAUAAACGGGAAGGUGAGAGUUUGUGAAAGGUAGGAUUAAAGACACAAAGAUGAAUAACACAAAGAAAAACUAAGCAGCUGAAGGUCACUUUUGAGCACUUGUAGUAAUUAAAGUUUCAAUGGACAAGCGCUCAAUUAAAAUUGAUCAUUAAUCAGUAGACGUAAAAGCAACCUGGGAUUGAUCAUCCUGUUUCUUCCUAUUGAUUUUGUCAUUGUAAAGACACAUGACAACUA
Paramormyrops kingsleyae is the source of this 1846-nucleotide messenger RNA. RefSeq names its product C-type lectin domain containing 19A (gene clec19a). The record is from RefSeq and is a predicted model, not a curated record. Lineage: Eukaryota; Metazoa; Chordata; Actinopteri; Osteoglossiformes; Mormyridae.